Molecule: messenger RNA, 1038 nt
Organism: Hydatigera taeniaeformis
Lineage: Eukaryota; Metazoa; Platyhelminthes; Cestoda; Cyclophyllidea; Taeniidae
Source: the annotation of a GenBank genome assembly
AUGGCGGGGAAUCUAACUCAAGUGAGGGUCACUAGUUGGGGGCGUUUUGCUAACCCUUGGUCAACUUGGGAUGACGUACGUUUUCGCACUGCGUUUGCCCUCUUUUUUACCCCCGGGGAUGUUGAUUGGUGUCCUUCGCCUUCUGAUCCUCGACUUGAUUCUCAACUACCCGUCUAUCGGCCCAAAUUCGAAGUGAACAGUGAUGAAGUGCGUGUUACCUGGCUUGGACACUCCUCCGUGCUAGUCUACAUCGAUGGUAUCCGUGUUCUCUGUGAUCCUAUCUUCUCUGAGCGCUGCUCACCUUUCCAACACUUUGGGAUACGUAGAUAUCGACCUUCUCCCUGCAAGGUGGAGGAUUUACCACAUAUUGAUGCAGUUGUCAUAUCGCAUAACCAUUACGAUCAUCUAGACGUGAACAGUGUUCGUGACCUUAGCGACCGCUUCCCUCAAGCCUACUGGUUCGUUCCCAGUAAGUGCCGUGGCUUCAUUCUUAACACUGUUAAUCAACCCAAUGAGAGUCGUGUGCAUGACUUUCUCUGGUGGGAGGAGCGUCCAAUCGGCGACACUAGCGUCAAGGCCGUCUUUACACCAACUCAGCAUUGGUCAGCACGAAACCUUGUAUUUGACAGCUUUGCUACACUCUGGGGAAGCUGGGCCCUGAUCGGACCCAAACAUCGUGUCUGGUUUGGUGGUGAUACGGGUUAUUGUGAUGCUUUCAAAGAAAUCGGUGGGUAUCUUGGUCCGUUUGAUGUGGCCGCUAUUCCGAUAGGAGCUUAUGAACCUCGGUGGGUUUUAAAGACCCAACACGUGAAUCCAUGGGAGGCUGUGGAAAUCCACAAGGAUAUCAGGGCCAAGCAUUCAGUUGGCAUCCACUGGGGUACAUUUCCUCUUACUAGAGAGGCCUUCAUGGCACCAAAAAUGGAUUUGGAGAAGGCGGUGCAGGCUGCAGGUCUAUCUCCCUUUGAAUUUCGGACAAUUCAUCAUGGCCAGUCGUUUUGCUUCCAUCAUGAUAGUGAAGACAAUGGCUCCGUAGUGUAA